GCAAGUGAAAUUCAAAGAUUUUCAGAUUUUCCAUUGUCAAAGAAAACCCUAAAAGGAUUGCAGGAAGCUCAGUAUCGCAUGGUAACAGAGAUACAGAGGCAAACCAUAGGUUUGGCUUUACAAGGUAAAGAUGUACUUGGAGCUGCAAAGACUGGAUCAGGCAAAACCUUGGCUUUUAUUAUCCCAGCUUUGGAGCUCCUGUAUCGCCAUCAGUGGACUUCAGCUGAUGGACUGGGAGUUUUGAUAAUAUCACCCACCCGGGAACUGGCAUAUCAAACCUUCAAGGUUCUACGUAAAGUGGGAAAGAAUCAUGAGUUCUCAGCUGGCCUUAUCAUUGGAGGAAAGGAUCUGAAAGAAGAGUCUGAAAGAAUCCACCACAUAAAUAUGCUGAUUUGCACUCCAGGACGGCUUCUACAGCACAUGGAUGAAACUUCAUAUUUCUAUGCAUCUGAUCUGCAAAUGUUGAUUCUUGAUGAAGCUGAUAGAAUUCUAGACAUGGGAUUUGCUGAUACAAUGAAUGCAAUCUUAGAAAAUCUACCUAAGAAACGCCAGACCUUGCUUUUUUCUGCAACACAAACAAAAUCAGUGAAAGAUCUUGCACGGCUGAGUCUGAAAGAUCCAGAAUAUGUGUGGGUUCAUGAGAAAGCCAAGUUCAGUACCCCGGCAACUUUGGAUCAGAACUAUGUUGUAUGUGAACUUCAGCAAAAAGUAAACAUGUUAUACUCUUUCCUGAGAAGUCACUUGAAAAAGAAGAGCAUUGUUUUUUUUGCAAGCUGUAAAGAGGUCCAGUAUUUAUUCAGAGUGUUCUGUAAGCUUCAGCCUGGUCUUCCUGUAUUAGCACUCCAUGGCAAGCAGCACCAGAUGAAGAGAAUGGAAGUCUACACUUGUUUUGUUCGGAAAAAGGCGGCAGUACUUUUUGCUACAGAUAUUGCAGCUCGUGGCCUGGAUUUUCCAGCAGUGAACUGGGUUAUUCAGUUUGAUUGUCCAGAAGAUGCAAACACCUACAUCCACAGAGUGGGAAGAACAGCCAGAUACAAAGAAGGUGGUGAAGCUUUGUUAGUAUUGCUUCCCUCAGAGGAAAAAGGCAUGGUGGAACAGCUGGCGCAGAGGAAAGUGCCUAUCAGUGAAAUCAAAAUUAAUCCUGAAAAACUUACAGACAUCCAAAAGAGGAUGCAAGCUUUCUUAGCUCAAGAUCAGGAGUUAAAAGACAAAGCUCAAAGGGUGAGUCAUCUGCUGCACUAUAGUUCUUGA
This is a messenger RNA of Cariama cristata (Red-legged seriema), 1251 nucleotides long. It is a transcript of the gene DDX10, whose product is annotated as DEAD (Asp-Glu-Ala-Asp) box polypeptide 10. The annotation marks the transcript as partial. Gene Ontology annotation, molecular function: nucleic acid binding; ATP binding; RNA helicase activity. NCBI's taxonomy places the organism in Eukaryota, Metazoa, Chordata, Aves, Cariamiformes, Cariamidae. Gene Ontology annotation, biological process: rRNA processing. The transcript has 10 exons. The record is from RefSeq and is a predicted model, not a curated record. Gene Ontology annotation, cellular component: nucleus.